AUGCAUGCUACAAUACGAGUACUAGCAAGGUCUGCUUGGAAGGGACCAAAUAUCGUUCCACUGCCUUUAAGGGAAGCAAUGUCAAAAGGGACGCCAAUCAGAACGAAUGCACGUUCUGCCACAAUACUUCCUCAGUUUGUUGGACUAAAAUUUCAGAUACAUAAUGGUAAAGAAUAUGUUCCAUUAGAAGUCAGUGAAGAUAUGGUCGGUAGAAAACUAGGGGAGUUUGCACCAACAAGAAAGAGACUCACAUUCACAAAGAAAUGA
This is a messenger RNA of Maudiozyma saulgeensis, 267 nucleotides long. The record is from the annotation of a GenBank genome assembly. NCBI's taxonomy places the organism in Eukaryota, Fungi, Ascomycota, Saccharomycetes, Saccharomycetales, Saccharomycetaceae.